UUAAGGAAAGCGAAGAAGAGUCGAAAAUAAACACUUGUGAAAACUCUAAUUUUAUUCAAAACUAACAAUUAUGGCUUUGGUAGCUUAUGAUAAUAGUGAUUCUAGUGAAUUUGAGGAUGAAGAUAACGAAGGAGCAACAGCUUCUGUAGUCAUUUUAAACAAGAAAGAGGAAGUUGCAGAACUAUUAAUAUCAAAACCAGAACCAGUGGAUAAUGUGGAACUGAACAGUCAGAGUUUAUUCAACCUGCUGCCCCAACCCUCGAACAAAAAGCCUGCAGUGUUAGAGGAAGAUGACGAAUUCUUACACAAAAAAGAAACGGACAUCCCUAUCGUGAAGCCUAAAGCUAAAAUUACAGUACCCUCACUCAGUGAUUUCAGAGAUGUAGAAGACACAGCGCCUGCGGUAAAGCCCAAGAAAGUAAAUGGGAAAAAGUCAGGCCUUCUAAGCAUACUACCACAGCCUAGAAAUGCAGUGUUAUCAACAACAAAAUCCUUAAUACCUCACAUCCUCACACAAAAACCUAAACCAAAUCCAACUGUAAAGAAAAAAGUGCCUUUACCACCAAUCAAAAAGGAUAAACCCACUCUAGCCAUAGACUAUUCAGAUGAUAGUGACGAUGAAGUACAAAAUGAUUUCUUCUCUAUUAACAAACCGGUUGAGCUGCCAGAAGAUAUGCCGUUAGAUAUAGAUGAAAAAGUAAUAUCAAAAAAAGAAGAAGGUAUUCCUGCUCCUAAGCAACCGAGGGAUAUUCAAUCGUAUUUCAAGCAAGAUACAGCAGAGACUGUGCAGCCAGAAUAUUCCGAAUCUAGCAGUUAUGAUUAUCAACAUGAGGCUAGCUCUGGGUAUGAGAAUGGAUAUGCGGCGCAAGGAUCCAGUAAUGAUGCUUUGGAUGAAGAGGCUAUCAUGAAACUAUGCGGCGCUCGCGGCAAGCGGAAACGCGAGGACAUCCAAAUAGUGGAUGUGAACCAGAGCGAGGUCCUAGCGGACGCACGGGAGUGGCUCGCCAAGGGGCUGACGGACGACACUAGCAAGCGCGUCUCAAGCAGCAAGAGGAAGGGCAACGAGCCCACCAGCCAGCAGAAGAGGAAGCACCAGAUCACAUAUCUCGCUCACCAGGCUAAAGCAAACGAGGUGGAGCUACAGAACCAAUGGGCGAACAACAGGCAGUCCAAGCGGCAGACUCAGUCCAAAUACGGGUUCUAGUAUGCGUCAUCAAGUUUUGAACAACAUACAUGUGUCCCUAGACUAUAUGGGCUUCAUAACAGUUCCAGUACCUAUGUACAUAAAAUAUUAGUAGUACAUUUUUCAAUCGGAUACAUUUUUCAAAUCUAUCGACGCAGAAUCGUCUGUCGGCGACCAAAAAUCGCUCGUUAGUACAAACAUGCUGAUGCGUUCAGCGCCGACGACGCGUAAGUGCCUCCAUAAGCCGAAUCGGCGUCAAUAGGUUUGGGGAAACCCUAAUAAAAUAUAAAUAG
Messenger RNA from Leguminivora glycinivorella, 1476 nucleotides. Its product is annotated as proline-rich protein PRCC. The transcript has 6 exons. The record is from RefSeq and is a predicted model, not a curated record. Lineage: Eukaryota; Metazoa; Arthropoda; Insecta; Lepidoptera; Tortricidae. The coding region runs from base 71 to 1204 and encodes 377 amino acids. Gene Ontology annotation, cellular component: nucleus.